Messenger RNA from Hibiscus syriacus, 1675 nucleotides. Its product is annotated as transcription factor bHLH145-like. The record is from RefSeq and is a predicted model, not a curated record. NCBI's taxonomy places the organism in Eukaryota, Viridiplantae, Streptophyta, Magnoliopsida, Malvales, Malvaceae. Gene Ontology annotation, molecular function: protein dimerization activity. The transcript is spliced from 2 exons. Bases 153 to 1232 code for a protein of 359 amino acids.
UGCUUAAGCCGGUUACGUAGUUUGGUUUUAUAUUUCCGUGUUCAAGUUAUAAGCUGGAGUUCUUAGUUUUUUCCCUUGUUUUGAGAGAAACUUCAAGUAAACUGCUAUUUCUACUGACACAACAUUUAACUCCUGGUGAUUGUUCUGGUUGGAUGGGAGAAGACUGUGGGUCCUGGUUUCCUCUGCAGCAAUUUGAUUGGCAAUCACCCAAAUUGAAUACUUUGGCUGCUCCACAUCCUUUGGGGCAGCAAAGUACUAAUCCUCAAUUCAUAAACUUUGGCACUAAUAUGGUCUCUGCUAACGGGACUUUGCCGGUUUAUGGAUGUCGUGAUUUAUCUCACUUGCGGGUUGGCCAAGUUAAUGAGUCCCAUGGUUGGUGUUACUGUUUACCCCGCUCCCAACAGUUAUUUGCACCUGCAUCAAACACUUUCUUGAAAGAGCGAUUCCCACAUAACCCUCAUGGGAAUGGUACGGAAAACAUUGCUCCCAAGGCAGGGGCCGGGUGUGCUCAGAAGAGAUUCUUUGUUUUUUACCAAUCUGGUGGUCAAACUACAGUAAUGCUUAGUUCUGCUUUUGGGACUUCUAUCAAGUGCGGUUCUUUGGGUCCCAAAUUACCUUUUGCUUGUAACUUGAGUAGGGAGGAUCCCUUGGCUAAAGUGAGCCUGGAUCUUCACAGUGGACCAACAUUUAAAGGUGUUUUUGACGAAAAUAGGACUGAUGUGCAAAGUGAAAUGCGUGAGGACACUGAAGAACUCAAUGCCUUGCUUUACUCUGAUGAAGAUAGUGAUUAUACCGAGGAUGAAGAAGUUACAAGCACGGGUCACUCUCCUAGCAUUAUGACAGCUUACCAUGAGCAAUCUGAGGGAGGCGCUGAAGGGGUUGCUAGCUUGACUGGUCUAACCAAAAAGCGAAAACUGAUCGAUGUCAGUAAUGGUUAUAUGCAAUUCCCUGUGGACAAUUUUAGUUCCCUGAAUCAUAAUAGAUGUUACGAGCAUGAGGAUGAUGCUGAUUCCAGUUUUGCCAAUGGCCAAAAUCCAGGAUCCGAUGGUAUGGAUUUGUCUUCAUGCAACAAGAGAAUGAGAGUGGAUAAAAUUCAUGAGACUGUGAGCGUAUUAAGAAGCUUAAUUCCAGGUGUUGAGGGCAAGGAUGCUAUUAUGGUUCUUGAUGAAGCCGUUGAUUACUUAAAAUCCCUGAAACGGAGAGCUGAAACCUCGGGACGUGGUACUCUAUGAGUUGCCACUGCUCAUUUUAGUAGUGUUAGUGUAUAACAUCCGUCAUAAUUAGUCGUCGGUAAUGGAGCGAGCUAAAAUAAAUGAAGUUUACGCAGUUGUGCUUGGAGAUGCGUGCAUUACACAUGAUCCGGAGCCUACCAACUCAAACUCAAGUUCCAUUGCGUCUUUUCUCGAGUGAUUUGAGCUGGAAAUCAGUACCAUUUGGCUUGAAAUCUCUGUGUAUCUCGAGAAAGCGUGACGGUGAAUGAUUGUGAAUCGUUAUUAGUCUUGGGGUUUAGAGAAAGUACCAAACACACUCACAGGUCGGCAUGAGAAGAUUGGUUAAUGGAGGGACCCUCAUAAAGGGUGGGCUAAGUGCACGCCUCUUAGGUGUUUUGGGUCCCAAUCUUCACCCUUUUUGUAUUGUUGUCAAGCUUAAUCCUUGUGGUGGUCGUUUUUUCUUU